AUGUCUGGAAAUAGCACUCCAUCUCCUGAUAUGAAGACCCCGCCGACCUUUCAGAUCAAGGUUGCCAUCAUUGGCAAUGUGUCAGCUGGCAAGACCACUGUACUGAACGCUCUUUUUCGUGAUAAAUAUGGCGAAGUAUCCAUGAAACGAACCACCGCCGGUGUCAACGAAUUUGCCAUUUUGAGUCAAGAGGAAUGGGCAUCGGUUUCCGAUAGUCCACGUGAAUCCAAAUCGGUGCUCAAGGAAAUCACCGAGGACAACUUGGAGCUCCGAGCUAGCGAUCAAGUUCAGACAAAGCGAUUCGAAAUCGAGUUGGAAGAACCAUUGUGCGAGAUGCGCAAGGAUACCCAACUUGUCAUUGUGGACAUUCCCGGUGUCAAUGAAGCUGAUAUGAGCAAGAAGUAUAAAGAUUAUGUUGAAAAUCAUUGGAAUACCUUUGACUGUGCUGUGGUUGUGAUGGAUGGUCGUCAAGGUGUCAACACAGAAGAACAAGUGUCACUUCUUCGCUUUGUCAAAACCAACUUGGAAUCAAAGAAAGAUAUUCCAGUUGUGAUUUUGUGCAACAAGGUUGACGAUCCAGAUGACAAGGAGCAAGCGGAGCUUGUGCUCGAGGCUCAAUGUGAAGUGGAGAAGAUUUUUCGGGUCUCUGAUCGACAGAAGAGCCUUCAGGAUCUUUUAGAUACAGCCGAUGGUUUGAGCAUCCAAGUCUCGAAUGAAAACCAAGUUUUGAAUAGUACAUCCAAGAAACAGAAGAUUGGCCAUUCCGAACAUGUGUCACCCGUGUUCAUUCCAAUAUCUGGCAUAACUGCUUUCAUUUUCCAAAUCUGUUCCAGCAUGACCCUCAAGAAAUUUCGCGAGUUUGACGAGGAUUUGAUUGCCAAGCUUGGCCGUGAGCGUAUCGGGAAGAGGAAAUGGAAGAAGCUAUCGAAAGAGGAGCAGGUCCAGCAAGCCCAUAAAGCUGUGUCUGAUCCAGAGGGGUACCAAGAAGGCCUUGAGGAUAGCAACUUUCACAAGUUUUUGAAAGCCUUGUCGCUACUCGUCGGAGGAGAUGCCACACAAGAACAGCUUAUCAAGAAACAAAUCCAAGUGUUACUCGAGAAUAUUCCGUGCGGCCAUGGCAUGGUGUCUGUGCUGGAGAAAAUUCAUAAAAGCAGUGCUGCUCUAUCUGGAUGCGCCGACAGUAGCAUGACAGGUUCUGCGAAUGAUGUUCCAAAAAUCUUUUGGAAAGUCCAAGCCAAUCUUCGUGAGCGCUGUUUGGCUGAAUCGGAGCCCUUGGCUGCGUCGGAUGGUUUCGUUCCUCUCGCAAGUGAGUUGCUCAAGUACAAAGAGUUUGCACUGUCUUUGGGCUGGGAAGAUGAGGCGGAGUUGGCAGUUGCAAGUUUUGAAAAUGUUGUCCGGGAAUACUUGGAAUCCGUGAAACACAACCCUGGAUUUACAGCAAAAUUAAGAGCAGUUUACGGCUGCAUCAAGGAAACGUCGCUUGCCGAAGGAGAGCCUUCGACAAUUUCAACUAUAAAGCAAGACUUCAAACGUUUGUAUCAAGAACUGAAAGAAGAACGAUUUAAGCGUUUCACCAGAACUGACAAAGUCCACGAGCUUUCCGAUGUUGCAGAUGAAGUUAUCGAAUACAGCAGGCUUGCGAAGGAAGCAGGCUGGAAGGAUGAAGAAGCAUUUGCAAGAGAAACCUUCAAAGAAGUUGUGUUGGAGCAAGUUCGGACCAUUUGCGUGAAGGCGUGCCAACCCUCGCCAUCGAGUACUGGCGUCCAUUAUGGUAAUGCGGCAUGGGAAACAGGAUUCGAAAGCUUGGCUGGUGUAAAUUGGACUCGUCUGCUACGUUCUAUACUCCUCCUUCGAGCCAAAAAAGACUUUUACACCGAUUUCGGGAACGAGAUUGUUUGGAUGGAGCAGCUUGUUGACUACAAGAUUGCGAAUCAAAGUCGUUAUAACUUGCAGCUGCAGAAUACGGAAUCAGGUUUAGUCCAAAAUAAGAAUGGUGACUUACAGGAACCCUUGGUUAUCCCAAAAAGCUUUGAUGACCCAAAUCACUUUGGCCAUCUCGCUUGGAGGUACUGCCAGUUCAUGGAAGGUUCGAACAAAUAG
Molecule: messenger RNA, 2100 nt
Organism: Cylindrotheca closterium
Lineage: Eukaryota; Bacillariophyta; Bacillariophyceae; Bacillariales; Bacillariaceae
Source: the annotation of a GenBank genome assembly